This is a messenger RNA of Asparagus officinalis (garden asparagus), 857 nucleotides long. RefSeq names its product F-box protein At3g56470-like. The transcript has 2 exons. Lineage: Eukaryota; Viridiplantae; Streptophyta; Magnoliopsida; Asparagales; Asparagaceae. The coding region runs from base 172 to 603 and encodes 143 amino acids. The record is from RefSeq and is a predicted model, not a curated record.
UAGCUAGGGAGUCUCCAUAAUUUUUCUUUUAUUAGAACCGGAGGAAAGUUCCAAUUAGAAUCCUGAUCGUAUUAGAAGUUGCAUUAGUUCUCUCUCUCUCUCUCUCUCUCUCUAUAUAUAUAUAUAUCGACCCAUAGCUAGUCAGCAAGAGAGAGAGAGAGAGAAGUCCUCAUGAUGGCUCUCAACACCUCAGGUAUGAAGACGUCGAGCAUCGGAAAGCCUUUGUCCGGCCUCUCACUCGAGCACGGCCGCCCGUUGGAGUACCCGUCGGGUUCGAGCCGCCCCGUGCUCCGCAACGGGAGGUUCUACUGCCUGGCCAGCGACGGAAGCCUCGCGACGUUCGACCCCUCCCGGGGCGAGUGGCGUGUCCUCGACAGGCCGAGCCCCGUGCACGAUGGCGGCGACGUUAUGCGCUGCUCCCUCGUUGAGCGUAACGGGAGACUCACGUCGGUUUUCGUGGAACGGGAGAGCCAGUACGUUAGCGUGUUCAGGCUCGACGAGGAGGAGAGCGAGUGGGAGGAGGUGACCUCGUUGGGCGGCGGCGGCGGCGGCCAGGCGCUGAUCGUGGGCUAUCCAGAGACUCUACUUCGCUCCUCAAUCUAAAUCUAUUUGCACUCAAAAAGAAAAAAAAUCACAAUCAUCAACUAGAUAAUUAAUUAAUGGUUGUGAUUACGUAACGGUCCCCGUACUAUUUUAUUCGGUUUAUUAGUUAAGCGACGACUACUCUUAAUGUCCUAUUUGUUUUGGUCAAGGAAUGCAAUUGAACUUUUUCCCUCUGUAUAAUUAUUGAAAUAUUUGUGGGAAAGACAGUUGCCCUAGAAGUGCAUUCGAAUAAAGUUUGCAGGAUCCCGGACAUA